ACAAAGGAAGGAAUGAGUGAGUGAGUUCCAGUAAAGCUAACUAAUGUUUAUCUGGCGUUCCUGUUGAACUGAACUGUAGCGGUGUGCUGCUGCUGCUGCUGCUGUAGCUGCCUGUGCUGAGUGCUUUGAUUAAAGACGACACCGUGCUGGUUCUCGCUCUCAGUCUGAUCUAACACACAUCUGGAUCAUCAUGCUGCUGCUGCUGCUGCCUACACUGCUGGUUCUGCGUUCUCUCGCUCUUGACUUGCAGGUCCCCGAUUCUCCAGUGGUGGCGCUCUAUGGCAAAGACACCAUCCUCAAUUGCACCUUUUCGGGAGUCCAGACCUUCAACCUGUCCGACCUGACCGUGUUCUGGCAGCUGUCGGACACUCAGCGGAACGUACACGCUUACUGGGAAAAGAAGGACCAGCUCACCGAUCAGGAGGAGCGCUUUGCUAACAGGACCAGCCUGUUUCAUUCAGAGUUACCAUCCGGUAACGCAUCGCUGUUGCUGAGGAGGGUGAGAGUGGCAGAUGAGGGUGUCUACACCUGCUUCGUCAAAGUGCACGGCUACCAAAAGGGGGCCAUGUACAUGCAGGUGGCAGCACCCUACUCUAAACCCGUGGUGUCCUGGGAAGCUGAUUCCAACCCAAGGCCGGGCGAUGUGGUGGCACUGACCUGCGUGGCGUACGGUGGCUAUCCUGAGGCUCUGCUGCUGUGGCAGGACGGGAGUGGACAGAACCUUACAGAGAACGUCACUGUCUCACCGGUGGCCAACGAGCAGGGUCUUUUUACCGUCAGGAGUGUCCUGACUGUAACCCUCGAGCCGAGCAGCACCUUCAGCUGCCGGCUGAUCAACCCGCUGCUGGACGAGGAGGGCCAUGCAUCGGUCACCAUCACGGCCCAAGGCCUGGUUUUUCCUCAAGUGGCUUUGUGGGUAACAAUCGGGCUGUCUGUCUGUUUGCUGGGUCUCCUCGUCGCCUUGGCUGCCGUCUGCUACAGGAAAAUCAAAGAGAGCUGUGAGGAGUUGCGAAGAGAACAAGCCAAAGAACUCGAGGAAGCAAAAGAACUUCAAGAGGCAAAACCAGGUCUUGAAGAAGCCAAGGAACCCGAAGAGGCAAAAACAGCCACAGCGCUUCUACAGAGCUAAAGGCAACGAGAGCAGAGUGAAACUACACAUGAAGAAUGAAACCUUUGCACAACAUCGUUCAAGAAUAACCACACAUCAUUUUUCCACGGACACUCAGUUUUUUUAGAAGACCUGUACAACUGUUAUGUUGCUUUGAAUCCAUCAUCAGAAUCCCCAGAGAUCCUGAACCUUUUUCUUUUUUUGAUUGAUUAAUAGAUCUCUUGUCUAUGUAUAUGUCAACAUAUACACCCCCCAAUGUUCCCUUUUAGUGUAAAAUGGGUGAUACCAGUGUUGAUUUUAAACAAAAAUGACUACAGUCCUUGUAACUCGAGGUCCCCUAAACUCCAAAUCUUUGAAACUGGAGGUCCCUUCGUCGAGAAAUUUGUACCCUUAAACUUGAUGUGCGUGUGAGAACUAGUUUGGCUCACAUAGGCCGCACUGCCCAGCCAAACAAAGGGGUGAGGGAUGUAAACAAAGGGGUAAGUGUUAGGGCGCAUUCACAUGAGAAGCGGCAAAACCGUUUUUGCGCCGGCUGUGCUGUUGUUUCCUAUGGAAUUUGGCGGUGUAGCACGGUUUUGCCACUACUCAUGUGAAUGCGCUCUAAGAAAACAAUAAAGAAGGCUGAUGUUUUAUUUUUA
Messenger RNA from Trichomycterus rosablanca, 1746 nucleotides. It is a transcript of the gene cd276, whose product is annotated as CD276 molecule. The record is from RefSeq and is a predicted model, not a curated record. Gene Ontology annotation, biological process: regulation of cytokine production; T cell receptor signaling pathway. Gene Ontology annotation, molecular function: signaling receptor binding. Gene Ontology annotation, cellular component: external side of plasma membrane. Lineage: Eukaryota; Metazoa; Chordata; Actinopteri; Siluriformes; Trichomycteridae. Bases 191 to 1129 code for a protein of 312 amino acids. The transcript is spliced from 8 exons.